CCUAACCCCGAAAUAGCAAAUUAAGCGAGCACACACUCGCAGCACCAAAAAUCCAACAUUUGGGUCUGAAAUUCGAGAUCACGAAAACUUGCCGACGCCUUGAUUCUGACCGUAUCGCCUGUUCAACGUCCAUACCGCAAAAAUGUCCAACGUCUCCGCCGACCUUAUCUGGGAGAUUUCCCGCCCCCAGAACUCGUACCUCGUCAAGACGAGGACGGGCCAGUUCUCGCGGGAUCCCCUCAACCUGACGAACCUGCACUCGCGCAAGUACGCCGGUUUCGUCAAUGACAAGGCUAUCGGCAUCUCCGCCAACGAGAAGGGUGGUGUUCAGGUGACCAGCAAGAAGCCCGCUUCGGCCAACAAGCCCGCCUCGGGCCUGCACACCGUCACCUACGGCGGCAACAAGACCUCCCGCAAGACCUACCGCGCCGUUGCCAACCAGGCUGCCAAGAACAACUACCGCGCCGACCUCCGCGCCGCCGCUGUCUCGCGCGCCAGCGGCAUCCGCCGUUCCCAGAGGGCCGUCAAGCCCGACCCGGAGCAGAAGCUCAGGGGCAAUGCCGCUAAGAAGGCUGCCGCUGCCAAGCAGUAGAGGAUGAUGAAAGGGCAGGAAGGGUCGGAAGCGCAGCUCUGCAUUGAGUCCGCAAACCUCGCGCCGAGGAGUGCAUGACAGACGAUGGGAUGCGGGGCAAUGGGACAGGACGGAUUGCCAAAACUUGCAUUCAGGAACGGCCACGGCGUUUGAUAUCCAAAGAAUCGAUCACUCAAGCGGGGUCUUUGCAGCCCGGAU
Molecule: messenger RNA, 790 nt
Organism: Chaetomium fimeti
Lineage: Eukaryota; Fungi; Ascomycota; Sordariomycetes; Sordariales; Chaetomiaceae
Product: ribosomal L28e protein family-domain-containing protein
Exons: 5
Coding region: 143-592 (149 amino acids)
Biological process (GO): translation
Cellular component (GO): cytosolic large ribosomal subunit; ribosome
Molecular function (GO): structural constituent of ribosome
Source: RefSeq, a predicted model, not a curated record